GGGCCAAAGGGCUUGUUUCCACACUGCAGGGAAUCUAAUCUAAUCACUCCACUCUGGGUUCUUUCCUCACUCCACUCCGUGUUAUUUCCCUGCUCCACUCUGGGUUAUUUCCCUACUCCGCUCCAGGCUAUUUCCCCAAUCCGCUCCAGGCUAUUUUUCCUAGGAUGGUGACAGCGAGCACGAGGGGGCAUAGCUUUAAAUUGAGGGGUGAAAGAUAUAGGACAGAUGUCAGAGGUAGUUUCUUUACUCAGAGAUUAGUAAGGGAAUGGAACGCUUUGCCUGCAAUGGUAGUAGAUUCGCCAACUUUAGGUACAUUUAAGUCGUCUUUGGAUAAGCAUAUGGACGUACAUGGAAUAGUGUAGGUUAGAUGGGCUUGAGAUCGGCACGACAGGUCGGCACAUCGAGGGCGGAAGGGCCUGUACUGUGCUGUAAUGUUUUAUGUUCUAUAUUAUUUCCCCGCUCCACUCUGGGUUAUUUCCCCACUCCGGUCUGGGUUAUUUCCCCGCUCCACUCCAGGUUAUUUCCCCACUCCACUCUGGGUUAUUUCUCCAGUCCGGUCCGGGUUAUUUCCGCGCUCCACUCCGGGUUAUUUCACCGCUCCACUCCGGGUUAUUUCUUCGCUCCGGUCCGGGUUCCAUUCGCGCUCCGCUCCGGGUUAUAAUUCGCGCCCCACGCCGGGUUUUGUGGGUGUCCCGGCUGGUGAUGAUGGCGGCGGGAGGUAACGGCCUUUCCCCGAAUCGCUCCAAAGAUCUUCUGAGGGCGGAGAGCGGCCUUGGUUUCAGGCAGAGCCUCGUGGUGGAUCCAGCUCAUUCCCGGAGUUUAACCCGGCCCCAGAUCGUCAGGGUCGGAAGAAGCAGCGUAUUGGACAGACUGCAGAACUUCUUGCCACAGAUGGCCAGAGCAAAUCAGGAACUCUUAAAGCAGAUGGAGAUAUCCAAACCGGGUCACUUUGACAUUGAGAAUAUAGAGGAUUGUCCCGAUAAGGUGAUUGAAAUGGCUGACGACCAUUAAAGAAGAAGGACUCCAUGAUAAUUUACCACUCGUCGAACAAAUUCAUCAUGAACAGAUUCUUCAACAAACAAACGACCAGCAGCAAUGCAGUUUUCCCCCUUAUUGAAAUAUACUGCUCCCAUACCCUGCGGGAGAAAGAUCAACAAAUACGUAUAAGAAAAGGAAUUGCUGCAUUCAUUGAGCAAGAAUUGUGGUCAGUUUUCAUAUAUUGAAAGACUGACUGCUGAGUUGGAAACACAAAGAUGUCUCAGGUAACACUCACCAUUCUUACAGCCUUGUCAAGGUCACAGUCAUUGAAGAUGAUGAGCGGAGAUUUCCCACCCAGUUCCAAAGAGACCUUUUUCAGAUUACUCACAGCACAACUGUCAAACAGAUGUUAAAACAUCAGUCAUAUUAUCAGUCAUUCAUAUCUCAAUUAACAAUUGUCAUUAUAACCUUGCUAUUUCCAGGAGUCGAUCCCAUAUGAAAGCAGUUUCAAUUCCAGUUUGACUAUUGAGAGGUCAAGCUGUAUCAAAGAUCUGUGCAUAUAUGCUGUCAUGUAAUAAAUAUAAAUGCUAUCAUUUUUGCAAAAUAUGACAGAAUAUUGACUGGAUGAUAGAACACUAAUUUCUAUAAGUUAAAGAUGAAAGAGCAUGACUCUGUCUCAGAUAUUUCUCUCUGUGUAGGGGUAUUGUAGGUUUAAAAAAAAAGAAAUCCUUAAAUCGGUUUUAACCCUAUACACUCCCCCAACAAGCCUUUCUUGCUGAUGCAUCAUCAACUGCAUCCUCCAGUAUUUGAACCUGCCUCCUCUCUUACGAUAUAUAUGAGAUUUACUUUUUUUUUCUAUGGAGGGGAGGGGGCCUGCCUAUUUAUUCUCUCUUCUUUCCAACCCCACAUUCAGUCUUCUGCCAACCACCCCACCCACCUCCCAGCCCCAUCUGAUUCCUGCUUCAAUGCUGUGACUGUUCUUUGACUGACUCUUUAAUUAUCACAUGUACCCAUGUAUAGUAGAAAGCUUUGUUCACGAGCAGUACAGGCAGAUCAUAAUAAGCAAGGACGUAGAGAUCAAAAAGACUUAGAGGCAUACAGUUUACAUCGCACAGGGUGUGCAACAGAUCACCAUUAGCAAGAUCAGCAUUAUUUGAGAAUAGAGAAUCCUUUCAUCAAUCUAAUAAUGGCUGGGAAGAAGCUGUUCCUGAACCUGCUUGUGCAUCAGUUCAGGCUUCUGUAUCACCCACCUGAUGGAAAAGUUUGCAGAAGAUCACUACCAGGGUGUUAUGGGUCUUUGAUGAUGUUGGCAGCCUUUCUGCUGCUGGGAACUAUGUAAAUGGGAGUCCAUGGAUGGGAGGUUGGGUUCUAUGAUAGUAUGCACAACCCAGACUGUCUUCUGUAGUUUCCUGCAGUCCUGGGCAAAGCAGGUGCCAUACCAGGGCAUUAUGCACCCAGACAAUAAGCUUUCAAUGGUGCAUCUGUAGAAGUUAGUGACAGUCCUUAUGGACUUGCCAAAUUUCUGAGCUACCUGAGAGAAAAAAAAAGAGGCUUUGUUGUGCCUUCUUAACAGUACAUGCGCAGUGUGGACUUUAUGAAUGUUGCAACAACUGCAGGGCCUGGAACCUUAUGCAUGCACAUUUUCGAAUGAGCGCAGAUGUCCUGCAGUUUCAGUGUCAGCGAAAGCUGUCUUUCUAAACUUUCUACCUAUAUCCCUUAGAUUUCUCAGCACCAUGUGGUUUUUUUACCAACCUAUCUCAAGACGUCUUCUUGAGCUACACCUUGUGUCUGUGACCCAGAGUUAACUUUAUCUUUUGUCAGAGGGAAGAUCUGUCUGUCGCCAUGAUCAGAAAGGCACAAGAAAGAGUGAAGGAUGACAAAGGCCGUUCUUUACCUUAUGCAAUGUUCUGAGCUGCUCAAUUUAUAGGGUCCUUUUUUUCAACCCAGUUCUGUCUUUGCAAAAUGUUUUGUUUAUUUCUCAUAUUCUGAACUGAAGUCCUCUCUAUUUUCUUUUCUAUGUCUUUAAUUUUCUGUCCACAACUGCUAUUUCAUCGACGAUUGUUGCUCUCAAAAAAAAGGCAGGGCCAGAGUAACUGUAGGUCACACCCAACAACCAAAAAUGUAUCUAGUUAUUGGUGAAUUGUCAGAUGUUCUGUUGCACAUCCUGAAAAACUGGUUUUUCAACUCACCUUUUCAUGAUCUGUUUACCAAUUGGAGUUGAUCCUGUGAACCCCAAUUUACGAACGUCUGGGUGUUCUGACAGCCGUUGCCCAACCAGGCCACCUGGGAUUAAAUGUGAAAGAUUCUUAAUGUAGUUGGAUGGCUAUUAAAAAUCUUGAUUAAUAUCAA
Stegostoma tigrinum is the source of this 3327-nucleotide messenger RNA. It is a transcript of the gene nopchap1, whose product is annotated as NOP protein chaperone 1. NCBI's taxonomy places the organism in Eukaryota, Metazoa, Chordata, Chondrichthyes, Orectolobiformes, Stegostomatidae. The coding region runs from base 439 to 1011 and encodes 190 amino acids. The record is from RefSeq and is a predicted model, not a curated record. Gene Ontology annotation, biological process: box C/D snoRNP assembly. The transcript is spliced from 4 exons. Gene Ontology annotation, molecular function: box C/D methylation guide snoRNP complex binding.